This is a messenger RNA of Macrosiphum euphorbiae (potato aphid), 873 nucleotides long. The record is from the annotation of a GenBank genome assembly. NCBI's taxonomy places the organism in Eukaryota, Metazoa, Arthropoda, Insecta, Hemiptera, Aphididae.
AUGGUACCAAGCGUAGGAAAAGUAGUUCUGAAUAAUACUUGUUCUGUAGAUUCAGUUCUAUCUAUUUUAGCGACAUCAGCUGCCGAUAGUAGUAAUUUUAAAGUGUAUUUAUCUGAAAUGGCAACAUCAAACAUGACAGCAAGAAUAUCCAUGCAAAUGAUCGAAGACAAAAACAAAACACAAAUUUAUCAUAAUAGACUGUUAUUAAUAUUGGAACAUUUUGGUAGUAAAAUAGAACUGUUAGUUGGUGGACUUAAAUCAGUAGAUACUACAAUUACUGCUGCAUCAAUGGUGAACAAGAUAAUGCAAAAAAUGCCAUCUUUCAUUGAAAGUAGUUUCUGUGACAACAAUUUAUGUACCACUCCUAUACUAGAAGUAAAAAAGACACACAUAUCACUGAACAUAUUCAAUGGCCAAAUAGUUAUUCAAAAUGAGCUCGAAAAAUUAUUUGAAAGUUCAGACGAAACUUGCUCAUAUUGUGGUGAAAAGAGGAAGACAUCGAUGGAAGCUACUACACAUAUGAUUAUUGAACUGAAUUCAAUUCCAUUUGAUUUAGAAGCAUCAACAAGUUUCACAAAUAUAGAUGAAGUACCAGUAGAAUUAGUGAAACAAAACUUUGUUAAACCAAAUAAUUGGAAAUUAGAUAAUAUCCCAAAAAUGAUAACCACCAAUAGUAAAAAUUAUUAUUUAAGAGGAGUCAUAAUAUUUCAUGGAGGAGGCAGAUGUGGACUGAGGAGCGCCACUGGACACUAUACAGCUGGCACCUAUAGAGGCAAUCAAAAAUGGGAGAUCUAUGAUGAUUUAAGAUCCAAAGUUAUUCAUCAAGUCUCAUCUUACAAAACUGAUGUCGAACUUUUAUUUUAUACGGUUUAA